UGAGAAGCUUGUGGAAAUCUACCCAAAAUGUUUGACCCAAGUUAAACAAUGUAAAGGCACAUUAAACCUCUACAUUGCCACUAUCUGUUUCUCUUCUGUAAGAGAAGCCAGUGUUUUUCCUCUUUUGUUUCUGAGUAACAUGGUCACGCGGCCAAAGACGAAGAGCCUCUGAGAAUGACCACAGUCUUUGGUCAUCCUGUUCUUUUCCUCUCUUUCAAGGGCACAGCGGUAUGGAGAUAUGAACAGAACAAAGGCUAGCUUGAGCAGCAGCGACAAUUCAAUCAGCAGAAAGAAGUAACUAAACUGAUGUUGUCACUUGCUUGGUACGCUAUGUUCCCACCAUAAUCUCACACACCUGCUAAACUGCCACGUAGACAGAGGUUGUAUUUUCCUAUAAAGGUUGAGACCCAACUCUUGCUUGUUGGGCUCUUAAUGCUUCACUGUUGAGUGGAUUGGUAACCAGCUCCAGAUUUGCAAAUCUUAUAAACUUUUUUUUUUAAGAAUCUGCAGUCUCUCUUCAUUUUGAUUAGAAUUUCCACAACAUUUCUUGGCGACGAGGAUGGGAUGGUUAACUCCGCUUGCUGAUCUUUCCCGGGGACACAGAGGUUAACUGCACAGGGGCUACAUUAGGCGUGGCUCAGGGAGCCCACACUCCACUCAAUGGUCCUGCCUGGGACCCAGCAUGGAGUGUCAGUCUGCGGAUACACCAUUCCGAACAGACAAAAUAACUUAAGGUUGAGACUGAUUUUCAUUCAAACAUCAUGGAAAAUCCUGUUCUGGCAACAGGUUGUGCAAAUUAAGUAUUUUUUGAAGCAAAGACACCCCUAGUUAGAAACGUUGUUGUAAUAGAGUUAUUCCUGAUAGGGGAAGUCCUAGAAUCCCAAUUUCUUUUAGAGUUAUCCCAUAUUUAAUUUUAAGAAAGGAAGACGUUCCUAACUAAAUACUGUUUUGUAUUGUGUGUUUGUUUUUGUUUGUCUCUAAGUGUAUGUGUAUAGAUGGAGUUUCACAAUGGGAGCCAAGAGCAGCAGGGGGGAACCGUCUGCCCGACCUGCUGACCGGACUGGUGAAUGUAAUGGUGGAUAAGUGGGGCAGGGACAUUCUGGUAGCAGACUUUCCCUUGAAAGGCACAUUAAGUUAAGUUUUGUUAGCAGAAUGUAGAAAGAAGUUACAGGACUUUGAAGAAACCAAGAAAGGCAAGGCAAGUAGAAUAGACUGAGAUGAUUUUAGGAAGUGGGAAAGAGAAGCAGAGAAGGACAGACAAUUUUUUUAAGGAAUAAUGGUGAAUGAUAAGAAAAGAAGGAGAAACAAUGACUUUGCACUUCCCUAUUAUACCCCUGUAUCCACUGCACCAGAACACGCCCUGGUUGUCCAACAGCAGCCCACUCAGCCACCUCCCCCGCCGCAGAUCUACCCCCAACAAGACCUGAUGCGACUGCAGGACCGUCAGACCCCUCAGAGGCAGCCCCAGAGCAGUAGGAACCCAUUCUACACACUGCCUACAGUGUAUCCCGUUUCACUGGAGGGGCUACAGGCAUAAAUUGGAGAACUGUUUCCGCAAACACAGUGGCAUCAGACCAACAACAGACAGUCAUUGAACACUGUAAACACGUUAAGAGGCAGCAACUGUCUCAAGAAGAUAAGACGAAACAGAGAAUGGAAAAGGAGGAAUGCACAGCUGGCAUUCUCAAGGACAGGGCCAGCAGCGGCAGGCUCAGGGAGGACCUCAAAACGAUGGACAGAGAGGAAAAGGAAGAGGAGGAGGGGAGACAGUGCUGAUGGACGGGCUGCAACCACUGGGUAGGAACUUUGCCUGCUAUAAAUGUGGAAAGAGUGGACAUUUUGCAAUAGACUGCAAGAACGGAUCAGGUGGGGCAGGGCGAGGGGGAGGUAACUGGAGAACAGGACCGCCACCGAAAACGACCCUUUACAACCCGCACAUAGACUGACGCGAGGUCGAGACAAUUGACACCCUUGUGAGGAGCCAAUGAUUCAUCUCUUCGUCAUUGAGACGUCAUUCCCUUUCCUCUCGUCCACCCCGUCCUGCCGGUCAUCGCCACUGUGACAGCUGCUACAGCCGGCGGUGUAAGGCCCCCGUGGUGAUCUCCGUGUCUUGUGUGCUCAUCCCCUGCCGCCUUUUGUGUGGAGCCCUGUUCCACAUGUGCAAAGAGGGGGAGCAUGCGCUCCUCUGCCCCAAUGAGAAGGUGCCAUGCCUCAACGCCGCCUUCGGCUGUCCAAUCAUCAUGCCCCGUUCCUGGCAGGCGGGCCACCUGCAGGUCUGUCCCGCCAGUGUGGUGUGCUGCUCAAUGGAGUGGAUCCGCUGGCCAGCCGAUGAAGCCUACGCAAACACACACCUCGACGUCCACGCACCCACACACACCCUGCAUGAGAACCUGCUGAAGGAGCAGAAGGCAGGAGAACAGUUGGACCUGGCCAUGGCCCUGGAUGAUCAGAGACACCUGUACGCCCGUAUGAAGAUGAAGACUCUCUACCCAGAGAUGAUAGAGAAGGUGGAGGGAGAGGAAGAGGAGAAGAAAGAAGAUAAGAAAAAGGAGAAGACAGAAGACUGGGCCACAGUGCAUCUAAGAAAUGGGGCCUCCACCCUCUGUACGGGUGCUGAUGAUGGGUGGAGUGAAGAUAGGCCAUAUCAUAUCCUAUCUGGCGUUCCAGAAACAGCAGUGACAGACCUUUCAGACUUUUCUUUGGAGAAGGAGGAGGGAGAUGUGGGUGUGGAGGAACCAGGGGGAGACAUCAGCUCUGACAGAUACAACAGGUAUGAGAGGAUGUUCAAUAUGGAUAAAGGAGGCUGUAAUGUGGACAGCAAAAACAGCCGGGGCAGAGCAGGGAAGGAGUGGAACCAUUGGAUGGAGUUGGAGCAGCAGUCGUGCAGAGAGAAGAAGGAGAGAAGAGAUGCAGAAGGGUUGAUGGGCGCUCUGCAAGCUCCAGAAGCUCCAGGGGGACCAAGGGGGACCGAGGCCAACCGUAAUGCCACAGGGAUUACAGGUAUGGCCCCGUGGCAGGACGGGGUCCUGCAGCGCAUGGCCAAGGAGGUCACCCCUCAGGAAUUCAACAUGUACCUGGUGCACCACGGACGCAUGCUGCUCACCUUUGGCCAGAUGGAUGCCUGCACACCACGGGAAAAAGACUUUGUCUAUGGAAACAUAGAGCCCAUCCCUGUUCAGUCACUGUACUCCUUCAAGGUUCCUGUCAGCUACCGUGAGAAGCAGCGUAGUGUCCACUACUAUGACGCAUCAGCCCGUGCUGAGAGUACCUGGGCCUGUGUGGAUACGUCUGACCUGGGGGCAUUAAAGGAGUCCUGGUGGACGGACGAGGCUGACAGCACACUACUGGGAUACGCAGAGAGAGAGGUCAUGGGGCAUCAGAUCAGUGAGGAGCGUGGACAGGACGGGCUUUAUGUGGACAUGGGGAUGCAGACCCACUCCUUCAAGACGGCACCGUUCAGACGAGACACGACGUUAGCAGACCUGACAAGGGACAGGCCUCUGAAGCUCAGCCUCCAGCUGCAUGCGGACAGCACCUCCAGCCGACACAACAAGGCUAGCUCCGCCUUCACCUUCCUCUGUGGACACUCCUUCCAACGAAGGGAAUUCCCCAAACACUUCAGGAACGUGCACACAGACAUUCAGACAUGUGCUAGUGGCUGGUUUGAGCAGAGGUGUCCCCUGGCCUACCUGGGCUGCACCUACAGCCAGAGAAGGUUAGAGCCUUUCAAACAACCUGCCACGGUCACCUACAACCAGGAACUGAGCAUCUUCAACCUCCGACCCACCAUCCCAGCUUCUCAAGGGGAGGGACCAGAGCCCCUUAAACCCUCCAAGUCACAGUCUGCUCCAGAACCUGUCCCAACCCCCAGGAGGAGGCGGUUGAGGGGAGAAGGGGACUGCGAUUCUCUGAGUGCUUUGCCAUCCGAGGUGCUGUGCCACAUGGCCAGCUUCCUGGACAGCCUGUCCCUGUCCCAACUAGCCCUUGUGUCCCGCCUCAUGAGAGAGGUGUGUUCCUCUCUGCUGCAGGACAGGGGGAUGGUGUCCCUCCUCUGGGAAAAGAAGACCUACAAGUCUGGUGUGGCCAAAUGGAAGGCCAAAACGGUGUGGGAGUUCAGUCAUCUGUUCUCUACAGUAGAUUUGUGGCGUUUUAUAGACAACGUGCCGUCCAUGUCGGAGCACUUGAAGGUUUGUCCCUACUACCAGACCUGGGUACCACCCCAGCCGGUGGCCCUGCCCAGCAUGAGUCACCUACAGGGGGGAACACAGGAGCAGGACAACCAGCAGAGACAGAGCCUGGUUGCUCAGUUCAUGGGCAACAGAUAGCAGGGAGAAAUAGUAUUCUGAUCCUACCUGACAGCCAGUGCUGGCUGGUGGCACUUCAAAUCUGAGGAUGGCUGACAAUAAUGGCUGGAAUGGAAUAAACGGAAUGGUUUCCAUGUGUUUGAUACAAUUCCAUCAACUCCAUUCAAGCCAUUAUUAUGAGCCAGCCUCCCCUCACCCGUCUCCUCUGCUGACAGUCCGCCCUUGAAGCAUGAAUAGAACAAAUAGAACAAACUAUGUGCCAGACAUUUUCAGUUACAGAGAAUUCAGUUAAAAAGUGUGUGUUUAUUACUAAAACCUUUAUUACUAAAAGGUUACUUGCUAUCUCACAGUUGGAUUUACCAGAAUCUCGAAGCAGCUCGAAGAACUAAUCACACACGUCUGUAGGAGACAGACAGGUUGAGUGACGAAUGAGGGACCUCCCCUCAUAUUAAAGAGCCAUUUGCUUAAUCUCUGAUCAUUCUCGAGCAUGCCGAACUUCCUCACACUCUUGCAAGUAGGGGAAUGUGGUGAGAUAUCUCACUCAUAAUAUCAGAGAACUGGGGUAAUGCAAGUAACCUUAAGUUAUUUUUCAAUUAUUAGUUUCAAUAUCUCACAAAAGCCACAAUCUCCAAGGUGAGACAAUUGUAUUGCCGCUGACCUUAUGUAUAAAGGCAGGGUUGGAUAAGAAGGUAACAUGGGCAAACUGUAGGCACGAAUGGUGAACUGACAGUGCAUCUAGUUCACUCACUCACUUUGCCAACAUAAGGGCACCAGUGAAGCAGUCUUAAAGGGGGCUUAUUUUCAUCAUGUCUGAGGCAUUUAUAGGAGAGUGUGAUGUGUUUCACACAUAAUUGCCCAAGAGGAAGGCAGGUCAGGGCUUAGCGCAAUGAAUGAUACACCCUAUGAUGGCUUUCGGUGAUUGAUGUUGGGGGGGGGGUCUAAAAAUACAUGUAGUCCUGCUUUGUGGCAUUUAGUGAAGGCUCUAUGUUAUACUGAUCAAACUACAGGUUUUUGUGAGUGUCGAUAUGGUUGUACUUGUUUGAUAGAGCAAUUGGAUGUCUUUCAGCGAUGUUCCAUUGGUGGGUUCAUUGCUAAAUAUACAAGCAAAUACAUUUUUUCCAGUCUCUGAAAGACUACAACUUGCAUUGGGCGGUGCAUCAUGCUGUAGCCCCCGUCCCUCCCCCAAGGCGGGCUGUUUUAAAAAGGAGAUGGACACUUACAACAAUCCUUUGGGCAAAACUGAAAGAACUGACCAGAUGCAAUCAAUAAAAUUUCAAAUAAAUGUAUUUAUAAAGCCCUUUUUACAUCAGCCGAUGUCACAAAGUGCUAUACAGAAACCCAGCCUAAAACCCCAAACAGCAAGCAAUGCAGAUGUAGAAGUACGGUGGCUCAUAACAA
Messenger RNA from Salmo salar (Atlantic salmon), 5702 nucleotides. RefSeq names its product F-box only protein 40. Gene Ontology annotation, molecular function: zinc ion binding; protein binding; ubiquitin protein ligase activity. The record is from RefSeq and is a predicted model, not a curated record. Gene Ontology annotation, cellular component: cytoplasm. NCBI's taxonomy places the organism in Eukaryota, Metazoa, Chordata, Actinopteri, Salmoniformes, Salmonidae.